Merops nubicus (carmine bee-eater) is the source of this 5490-nucleotide messenger RNA. RefSeq names its product cilia and flagella associated protein 44 (gene CFAP44). Gene Ontology annotation, molecular function: protein binding. The transcript has 34 exons. Lineage: Eukaryota; Metazoa; Chordata; Aves; Coraciiformes; Meropidae. Bases 1 to 5490 code for a protein of 1829 amino acids. The record is from RefSeq and is a predicted model, not a curated record.
AUGGGCAAAGAGGACCCACCAUCUUUUCCAAGGGAAGAGGAUGGAGCUGAUGAGAUGGCAGCAGAAGGUGCACGGGCUGAUCCCAGUGGAGUCCGAGAUUUGGAAGAGCAAGAUAACAGUGAAGUACCCUCAGAGGCACAAAAAAGUCCUGAGAAGGUAGAAAAGACAACCUCAGAAACUUUCUUCUACGAGUAUGAAGAUAUAUAUUCACGGCCAUUUGUCACUGAAGACUCUGGGAUACCCAUUAACCUUCUAACUCUUAAACAUUCUUUUGGCUAUGACUGCACCCGAAGUGCAAACCUGCUGCCUAUGGAUGCCCAAACACUCAUGUAUAUAGCAGGCAACCAAGUGGUGAUCCUGGACCUGAAAACUAAAUCUCAAAGUUAUCUCCGGAGCAGCAGUGGUGGUGGAAUUGGUUUCAUCAUGGCACACCCUACUAAGCAGUACUUUGCAGUAGGAGAAAAAGGAAAGAAGCCCAAUCUCAUCAUCUAUGAAUAUCCUUCACUGAGACCCUACAGAAUACUACAAGGUGGAACAGAGGAAGCCUAUGUUUUUGGUGAUUUCAACAAGGCUGGCACUUUGCUGGCUAGUGUUGGGAGCAGCCCUGACUACAUGCUGACUAUCUGGGACUGGAGACAAGAGAAGAUUGUGUUGAGGUCCAAAGCUUUUUCUCAGGAUGUUUACAAGGUCACAUUUUCUGCUGAGAAUGAAGAGCAACUAACAACAUCUGGAGCAGGACACAUCAGGUUCUGGAAGAUGGCUCUCACAUUCACUGGCCUCAAGUUACAGGGAAGUUUGGGCAGGUUUGGAAAAACAGCAGUGACAGACAUUGUAGGUUAUGUGGAGCUACCUGAUGGGAAGGUUAUCUCUGGAACUGAGUGGGGCAACUUGCUGCUUUGGGAAGGGGGCCUCAUCAAAGUGGAGCUCUGUCAAGCUGAGCACAAGCCCUGCCACAGUGGCCCUGUCAGCCAGGUAGUUCUGGAUGAAGGAGAACUUGUCACUGUUGGAAAAGAUGGCUUCAUUCGGGUGUGGAGCUUUGAGACCAUAGAUGCUGCUGAUGCUGUGGAUGACACAGGAUUACUAGAAGUGAAGCCUAUGAAUGAACUUCAGGUUGGCAGGGAUGUCAGUCUGAGUUUCAUCUCAAAAGUCCCUGACUCUGGACAGCCCCUGUGGUAUGCUCAGGACACCAAUGGAGCAAUCUGGAAGCUGGAUUUGUCUUUUCAAGAUACAAGCUGUGACCCAGAGUGCCUGGCUACCUUUCACUCUGGAAGGAUUGAGGCCAUGAGUGUCUCUCCUGUCACCUACCUUAUGGCCACCACUGCUCUUGACCGGUCAGUACGUAUCUAUGACUUCAGCAGCAACUGUCAGCUGAGUGAAAUGAAGUUUAACCAAGGAGGAACAGCACUGCUGUGGGCACCUCCUGUUGUGAAUCCUAAAGGAGGCCUGAUUGCUGUGGGCUUUGAAGAUGGUGUUGUCCGUGUGAUUGAAGUCUAUGAUCCCCAAGGACUGCCCGUGCUUGCAGGACAACCCAGGACACAGAAAGCAGAGAUACACCUGAAACAAGCUUUCAAACCUCAUUCUGCUGCAGUUACAGCCUUGGCAUAUGAAGGAAAGGGAGAAGUGCUUGCCACGGGGAGUAGAGACAAGACUGUUUUCUUUUUUGCUGUUGGAGAUAAAUAUGAGCCAAUUGGGUUUAUCUGUGUCCCUGGACCUGUGCAGGCAUUACAGUGGUCUCCACCUUCUCAUGCAAAGAGCACACUGCUCAUCCUUUGUGAGAAUGGCUUCGCUCUGCAGGUUCCUGCCCCUCUUCCUGGGGAGCAGGAGACAGUGUCCACCUAUCAGAUCAAAAACCUGCCAACACAGUACUUCCAUUUUUCUAGUAUUAAAUCCCAAAUCAAGGUAAAGAACUCUCCUGUGGAGGAAUUCUAUGUUCCUCACAUGCUAGAGGACAAAACCACCCAAAAUCUGGAAGAAGAGAUCGCACUGAGAGAGAAAAGAAAGCAGGAGGAGGAGAAUGCAGAACUUGAAUCACUAAAGCAGGAAAAGGAGAUAGAAGAAGAGCCAUUGCCACCUCUCUACAUACCAGAGGAGCCCAGUCCCAUCCUCUGUGGGUUUUACUCAGCACCAGGAAAAUUUUGGCUUUCCUUGGGUGGAUAUGACUCAGGGUUCCUCUAUCACUGUGAAUUCUCACAUGAUCAGGAAGAAGAUCCUGAAAACAGGAAGGAUGAACCCUUUGAAGUGAUCCCUAUGGAGGACACUGACAACAAUCCCAUCCACCACAUCUCCUUCUGCAGCAGCAGGCUGCUGAUGUUCUGUGGGAUGCAGGAUGGUGCUCUGCGUGUCUAUCCUCUCCAAGAUGAAGACCUCUCAGUGGACACUGUGAAGGAAUACUGGUCCUUCAAUGUACAUGACAAUGAUUAUGGCCAGAUCCAGAAGAUCUGUUCUAGUUAUGAUGAUAAGUUUCUGCUUACUUGUGGUGGAGAUGGAAACAUUUUUUCUUUCAACAUCUUGUCUCCAGAAGACGUUCACCAAGAGUUAAAAGCCAAAAUCCCCUCCCCUAGGAGUGGUCUUGAGGAGGAGGAGGCAACUGAAGACAUUGAAGACCCCAAUGCCUACAACAUUGAGGAAGUCAAGCAGAAAAAGGAGCAUGAAAGGAAAAUGAGGGAAGCUGAAGAAAAGAAAACCAAGAAAAGGGAGGAGUUAGCUGCACUGAGGCAGGAGUUUCUUUUUCUUCUUCAAAAAAAUCAGGAGUUACCCAAACACAUGCAGCUGCACAGAGAGGAGUAUGAGAUGGACCAUAGGAUCUUUGAGGAGCUGAACAGGCAGACAGCACAGAGAAUCCAGUUAGUGCAAAAGGAGCUGGCUUGGGAGCAUGAGAAACACCUCAUUGGACUGCAGAAACUGCAAAACCAGUUUCGGAACUCACUGGAAUUUGACACUGUUGUUGUUCAUGCCAUUCAGAGCAAUCAUCAGGUUUCCACCUACAGGCUUUUAGCAGUGUCUGAGAAACACUUUCAAGAAAAACAGGCACAGAAACAAGCAGAAGAAAGGGAGAUCAUCACAGAGACAACACGUAUGCAUUGGGGUGCAUCCAUCCCAGGGGGUUUCCAAAUUUUUGAGGAGGAGGCUGAAGAGCUGAAGAUGCCAGAGGUCCAAAAGCCAACCACGCAUUAUAUAGAGAGAAAACAUGAGAAAAUCAAAAGAAACAUUGAGAAAUCUGAGAAGAUGAAAGCAAAGAUCACGAAGAGGAAGGCAGAGUGGGAGGAGUUAUACAAGAGCAAACCUAGUGAGGACUGUGAGGAUCCCAAAGAUGUGGAGGCCAUCAGAGCAGCACGGGAAAAUAUGGGAUGUUAUGAUCUCAAGACUGCCACCAACUACAGAGUCCCUGAACACAAGCAUAUGAACACUGAGAAGAAGAUGAUGCAGCUUGCAUCCCUGGAAGCAUUGAUCCAUCAGAGGAAGGUGAACAUGAACAAAGAGAUCAUGUCUUUGAGGGACCUCAAGGUUUCUACUAUUGAUGAAAUCAAGCAUUUAGUGCAAGAACUGAAAACCAUACAGGCAGCCUUGGAUUUAUCAGAACAUCUCCCUCUUCCCAUGAUCCCUCAGUUACACCCAGAUGAGGUGCCUGAAAAAAAAUUUGAGUAUGACAGUGAUGUCCUCCUGAAGUUCAAAGAGGAGCAGGAGGCCAGGGCAAAGCUCCAGGGGCAAUUGGAAGGGUCCUCCUCAUCUUGUGAAUUUAGGCAUGGGUUUCUUCAAGCUCCUUGUGUUGAGACUGAGCCCGUGGCACAGGCUGCAGAUGGACACCCAAUGAAAGCAGCAGCAUCUCUGGUCACAGAGCAGCAGAAGGGUUUUGAGACUGAGAAGACAAAGCCAACAGAAAUGGAACUGGAGAUUUUAAAGAAGGAGAAGAUAAAGAACAUGUAUUUGCAGGAGACCUUGAUUAAAAAGAUCAACACACUGGUGAUGAACUUCGAUGCUGAGCUUCGCUUUCUGAGGCACAAGAAGCUGAAGCUGGAUGUGGAGAUGAAAAGUGCUGACCUGCAGCACAUCACCUGGUAUGAAGAGCUGCUUAUCCUGAAGAACCUUGAGAAGCAGGAGAACCUUCUCCAGGGGCGUGUUAACAGCCUCCUCAGUGAGCAGGAGGCCAUGCAAUCAAAAUUGAACAGCUACCUUGCCCAGAUGGAGGAUAAGAAGAGUGAGAUUGUAAAGCUUCAGGAAUCUGAGAAGGUUCUUUAUGCCAACUUCCAAGCAUCCCUUGGAAAAAACGAUGAGGUUGCCCAUUUUCUGACCAAGGUUCUGAAGAAGAAAAUCAAGUGUACAGAAGAAGAAAAAGAAGCAGGAACAGGAGCAGAUGAAGAAGAUGAGACUGAAGAGGAGAAUGAUGAAGAGUCCAGCUUGGGGAUUGAUGAAGAUGAUUCUGGAUCUGAAGAUGAAGCCUUUGAUGACUCUGUUUGCCCAGAGGGCUGCACUGAGGCACUCCUCCAAAACACCAUCCAGCUCCGGGAGAAGCGCUUAGGCAUCGAGAAAGCCUUAACAGAGGAGAAGAGAGCUGCUGCUAAACUCAGAAAGAAAUACAAUGCCUUGGCCAAAAAGGUGAAAAUCGUGGAAAGCAGUCUGGAAACUGCAGCCAGGGAACUGGAGACCUUUCAGUGGGAAAAGCAGCAGAGACUGAAUGAGCUACACGUAGCUGUGCCUUUGAAACUCCACCAGGUGGAGUACAUGGAUAAUGGGGAACUGCCCAGUGACUUCUCCCAGGCUUUAGUAUUUACCAACCAGUCCUUAGAGUAUCUGCAGAAGAGGUUGGUGGAGCUAUGUAGUGAAAAGAGAACACAAAGAGAGCUCUAUAAGAAGGCCCAGAAGAAAUAUAAACAACUUGUCCAGGAGAAGAAGGAGAUGGAGCUGAAGAUUCUACGGCUGGAAGAGAAGUGCAACGACCUGAUGAUGACAAAGUUUGGCCGGCUGGUUGAUCUUGAAGCAGUUCAAGCUCACUCUGUUAACAUAGAGAUGGAGAAGCUGAAAGUGCAAAUAAUGGAGAAAGAAUAUCUGCACUCCCAGGAGCUCAAAAAGUGGGAGGAAAGAAUCUCAGACCUGCAGCAGCAGCUAAUGAAGCUGACAAAGGAGAACACCAGGAAGCUGCAGCAGCUGAACCAGUUUUGCCUUGAAAAGCAGCAACUUGAAACUAAGCUGUCUUCAGUGAAGAACGAUCUGCUGGGAGAGGAAUUUCAGGGCAGGAGACCCACGGAGCUGAGGGCGGCGGCCAGGCUGGAGCGGCGGCUGGCGCACGCGGCUCGUGGCACAGCUCUCCUCAGGGAAGAGAUCCACCUGCUACGCAGAAAAGAUGGGUGCCUGGGAAGAGAUCUGGCUCUCCUCAGCAGUGAACAUGGGCAGCUCUUCCUCCAGCCUUCAUCCCUGCAGGGCUCUGGGACACCAAGCGACUCGUUCCCUGCUCUUACCCCACCGGCGCUAACAAGCGGCGCAAGUCCCCGUUAA